AUGGACGUCCUAGGGCUUCUGGCCAAUAUAUCUCAGGUCGUUGACCUCCUCGUCAAGAUCGGUGUCAUGUGCUCCAUCUAUUGUGUGGACGUCAAAAAGGCUCCCGGCGAUGUGCGAAGACUGUUAAAGGAGGUUGACCGGCUAACGGCCGUCAUCAAAGAGCUUGAGAGCCUUCUACAAAGCCCGAAAGGAUCUUCCAAGCUACAAUCUCCGAGUCUCCGCCAAGCAGUCUUCGACCUUCGCAGGCUCCUAGCAGAGAUGGUGGCAAAGCUGGAUCUGGGAGCCAAGCAUGCUAGAGCAGUGUGGCCUUUUAAAAAGCGAGAUAUUCACGAGAUUUUUGCAACAAUUGAAAGGCAGAAGGCCAAUAUUCUGUUGAAUAUCAGCAUUGACCAAACGUCGGUCCUUUUAGAUGUUCACCAAGAGAUUGUUCUAUCCAAGCUACGAAUUGCGGACGCGGCUACCUUCGAUUCCAGUCCAGACGGGGAGCAAUCUUUCUGCCUGGAUGGCACACGGAGUCAUAUCAUUGCCCAAAUAGAGGAAUGGGGCGCCAACUCAGACAGCCAGUCAGUCUUCUGGCUCAACGGCAUGGCAGGCACUGGAAAAUCUACCAUUUCCCGCACAAUCGCACAAUCAUUUGCGAACAAGAAUAUACUAGGUGCUAGCUUUUUCUUCAAAAGAGGCGGAGGAGAUCGCAGCGGAACAAAUUUUCUCAUUACGACAAUCGCCGCCCAGCUAGUCCGUCGAAUUCCUUCCAUUGCUUCACGAAUCCGCGAGGUUCUUGAUUUCGAACCGCAAAUUCACGAAAAACCUCUGGGUGAUCAGUUCCAAAAGCUGAUUUUAGAUCCACUGAAAAACACUCCGGGAUGUUGGUCGUCGAGUUUGCUCAUUGUGGUCGACGCUCUCGACGAAUGCGGCAAUGAAGAGAAUAUGAGGACACUAAUCGGCAUUUUCUCAAAGGCUCAACAGAGGAAUAAUCCACGGCUAAAAGUUUUUCUCACAAGCAGACCUGAAUUGCCCAUUCGGCUCGGUUUUGAGGAGAUUAGUGGGAAAUACGACCAUCUGCUCCUCGCGACAGUGCCAAAAGCUACUAUUGAGCAUGAUAUAGCGCUUUUCAUGAAACACCAACUCAAUGCGAUUAAAAUGGACUACAACAAGUCUGUCUCGAUACAUCGCAAAAUAUCUACCGGCUGGCCUGGCGAUGAUGUUGUGCAACAACUUAUCGACUCAGCCGUCCCGUUAUUUAUUGUUGCCGCAACAAUAUGCCGCUUCUUGAAAGAUAGAAGGUUGGGAGGCCCUCAGCAUCAAUUAAGCAAGAUUCUCGAGUAUCAAAAAAUGCACAUAUCCGGUCUUGAUAUGACAUACCUUCCAAUCCUGGACAACCUUAUUGCCGACCUUCCUCUAUCUGCCAGGAAAGAAGUGUUGACUAGAUUCCAGUAUUUAAUUGGUUCAAUAAUCACACUUGCUCAGCCUUUGUCUAUACGGAGCCUCGCCGAUCUCCUGGCCAUGUCUACGGACGCUAUCGAAGAUCAACUUGACCUUUUACAUUCAGUACUUGGUGUUCCUACUGACCUAGAUACCCCUGUGAGACUAUUGCAUCUUUCUUUCCGAGAUUUCCUGGUUGACUCUGAAAAGAAGCUUAAUCUCAGCAAAUAUCCUUUCUGGGUAGAUGAAUCCGAGGCUCACUCAAAGCUAUUCUCUCAAUGCAUCAAGUUAUUAUCUACAGAUAGCGUCCUCAAAGAAGACAUUUGCUUUCUUAGAAGCCCAGGUACACUAAGAUCUGAUAUAAAACAAAAUGCUAUUGAUGAGCAUCUACCUGGCGCAGUCCAAUAUGCUUGCAUAUACUGGGUCCAUCACUUGAGUUUGAGCAGCCUCUGGAUUUGUGAUAAUGACCAAACACACAAAUUUUUGGCAAGAUACUUACUCAAUUGGCUUGAAGCACUUAGCAUAAUAGGCCGGAUUACAGAGAGCGUUCACAUGAUGGAUGACUUGCUCUACAAACUCGAGGCAAAAAACGCACAAGACAUUGGGAACCUUUUACGAGACGCAAAGCGAUUCAUUCAGGCGAAUAUUGCGACGUUCAAUAAAGCGCCGCUCCAAAUAUACUCAUCGGCGUUAAUUUUUGCUCCGGAAAAAAGCGUUGUAAGAUGCAUGUUCAAGUCAAGCAUCCCAACAUGGCUGCAUACCCUACCAGCAAUGCAAUCCCACUGGGAUCCUUGCCUAGCCACAUUCGAAGACCGGAGUAUGACGAACGCCAAUCUCUUGGCAAUUCCCGUCGAAAGUAGAUUUCUUUCUCAAUCCUGGCAACUCAAAAUGUGGGAUGCAAGAACAGCAUCCUGCGUCGCAACAUACGAAAAUUAUUUGCCUACCACUGCUUGGGUGUCACCUGAUGGUACAGAAAUACUCUACAUUUCUGGAUGCAAACAACUCCGAAUUAUGGAUGCCUCAACGAGAAGUUGUGUUGCAGAAUAUAGUGGCCAUGCUGGCAAGAUUAAACGGGCCAUUUUCUCAACAGAUGGGCAACAAUUUGCAUCAGUUUCAGAAGAUGGGACAUUAAUGAUAUGGGACAGAGCAUCUCACAAGCCCGUCGCGAUUCACGACUUUAAUAUAGAUAACCGUGAUAGGAUGGUAGGAUUUUCUCCAGAUGGAUUAACGUUUCUAGUGAUUUCGAAUGAAAGAACUAUUCGACUACUUAGUUCGAGAGUGACUGGCCAGAUGCUGACAAUCAACUAUGCCGACAAAUACGUGGAGACAGCUUCCUUUUCUCCGAACAGCCAAACAUUAGUAUCUAUUUAUUCAGGAGGUACAAUUAGAUUUCUGGACAGGCUUUCAGGUGAUUCUCUGGUAGCUAAAGGGGCCGGGAAUACUGUUCGCGGAGGUUUGCUCUUCUUUUCUGACGGACUCCGAGUCAUUACUGCCAUGGAAGCAAGUGUCGAGAAUGGUCAUGGGAUUGGCAUCUGGAAUACUUUAAGAGCCACUUGCGACUCUCUCUUAGAAGGUCAUCGCGCUACCAUAUCAGAGAUUAUCUUAUCAAAGGAUGAGAAUAGGAUUGCCUCAGCUUCAUACGAUAAAAGCAUAAGAGUAUGGGACACGCAUACGAUGACUUGCAUCAGAAUAUAUGAUGGCCACGACGAGGGUAUUGCCAGCCUCACUUACUCAGCUGAUGAGAUGCUGCUUAUAUCGGCAGACACGAAUGGAAUCUUCAAAGUCUGGGAUGCUAACAUGGCAAUACAAUCAGCGGAGGUUGAAAGCCAUGAGAGUGCUGAGAUCGAAAGCCAUAAGAGCGCAGUCCUCGAAGUUAUUUUUUCCCCAGACAAGAAGAAGAUUAUCACCACUUCUGGAGACCGCACGGUGCGACUAUGGGAUUCAACUACAGGUAAAUGUCUGUCGAUGGGCACAGACCACCGAAUUUUUGCUUGGAUUCCCUUGAUGGUUCCUCAAGAUAUUCCUACGGCUCCUUUCGAUCAUAUCAUGAGUUCUCGUGGACUCUUUGGCUUUCCAAGGUCGAUCGAAUUUUCGGCAGACAGCUCGACAAUUUUAUCCUCAACUGAUGGUUGGGAAGCUGUCAGCAUUAAACUUUGGAACGCAGCAAACGGCGACUGCCAGUUGUUGUCCGACGAAUUCACGGACUCUAUUCUAUCAAUUGCAUUUUCACCUGACGGUAAAACCGUAACAUCAACGUCCAGGGAUGGUAUCAUGAGGUACUGGGACACGACGACGCAGAAACCUCUUGGUUCAUUCGGAGGAGGAACCUACAGUAUAUCUUCAUCAAUCUACACAGCAGAUGGUACCCAGCUCGUUCUCGCCUGCGACGAUGGAAUGGUCCGUUUGUUCCAUCCUUCAACUAGAAAUUGCAAGGAAAUGAACGAGGCCCAUGAUAGUCCCGUGAUGAUUGUUACAAUGUCGGUAAGCGGAUCCAAGCUUGCUUCUAACGCAAAGUCAAAAGUCAAAAUUUGGGAUGCAGACACCGGAACAUGCAUCGCCAAUUAUACUUCAACAUCAGAUACUACAAGCAACAUAAGCAAACUGCUUUUCUCUCCUGAUGAACAAUACCUUGUCGUUCUGUACGAAGCUGGGGAAAUCAAGAUUGAGAUUCUGAGUGUCGCAACAGGACACUGCCUUGAUAAGCUCGUUGGGAUUUGUGGGCUUGCCAACCACAUGGCAUUCGAUUCAUCUGCCGGUUCCAGCCUACGAGUAAUCACCAAUGUGGGCACCCUUGAAUUUGACCCGCCUAGCUCAGCUACUUGUGUUCAUGCAAGGUCAUCCUUCAGCAGCCAAAGGGCGGUAAAUACGAUUGGACUUGGUCUUAGCAAAGACGGGGAAUGGAUUACGUGGGACUCGCGCAAUAUGCUCUGGCUGCCACCCGCAUUCAGAAUCUCAGCAUCAGAUAUCGAUGUCGCGGGGUCUCUACUCGCUCUUGGAUCUCGACUGGGACGGCUGCUCCUGAUAGGGGUCGACCCGUCCAAAAUGCCGGUUAACGUUCUGGACGCCUCACCGCGGCCCUUGGCCUAG
This is a messenger RNA of Trichoderma harzianum CBS 226.95, 4509 nucleotides long. RefSeq lists its product as hypothetical. Bases 1 to 4509 code for a protein of 1502 amino acids. Gene Ontology annotation, molecular function: protein binding. NCBI's taxonomy places the organism in Eukaryota, Fungi, Ascomycota, Sordariomycetes, Hypocreales, Hypocreaceae. The record is from RefSeq and is a predicted model, not a curated record. The transcript is spliced from 3 exons.